Molecule: messenger RNA, 2746 nt
Organism: Geodia barretti
Lineage: Eukaryota; Metazoa; Porifera; Demospongiae; Tetractinellida; Geodiidae
Source: the annotation of a GenBank genome assembly
UUUCUAGCGUGUGUGUGAAAAAUGGCUCAGAGCAGUCUCAGGCAGUUUUACACGGUCAGGAAGAGACCCCAAGAGGAGCACGGGUCUCUGAAGCGCCGCAAGUUGACGGAGGAGACGCGAGUGGACCUUCCCGCGGGGGGCAAGGACGCCGAUCCCCUCAGUCUCCCCUUCACCCAGCCCACCGUAGUAUCAUCCACGUCUGAGACAGCUGGCAGCAACCUCCAGAACAAAUCCAGCCACCGGCGUUCAACUAGGACCAGAGGCAGAGGCCAGAGCACAAGUCGCUCUCGAAGACGUCGCAAAUCUCCCCCUCUUCCAGCCACACCCUCCAUUGUUCUCCCCUCCCCACCUCCCUCCCAUGAACAACCUCAGCCCACUGACGAUAAGACACAAAACCAGCAAUCUCUCACCUCACUUUCUCACACCUCCAGCUCCCAUCAGCCCUCCACUACCACUAGUAGCAAGGAGGCCACUCUGCCAACUGAAAAGGAAACAGAUGGACCUUCUUCUCAAGCUAACCACCAGUCAGAACAAUCUUCUCAAGCUAAUCUGAUAGAACCUUCUCAAGCGGACCGACUAGAAGAUGUAUCUCCAGCCAAGAGAGCAGCAGAUACGCCACCCUCUCCAGCUAAGAGGAGAGAAGAUGUGAGCAAAUAUGAUGAAGAAGAUCCUCUACUUCUUCCCUCAAGUCCAAAGUCACCAAAACAAGACACAUCUAUUUCCAAAACCUCUAAACCUCGUGCCAGUGAUUUAACUGCCCUCCCACCUCCAAGAUCGCGAAAGAAUCUUGCGGACAAACUAAAGCUUGCCUCUAGCGGUCCCCUUCCUCUCUCCUCACCUUCCUCCUCCACCUCCUCAGCCACUCCCUCCAGCCAGCCUAACGUCAGAAAGACUCCAGCUAAGACCACCUCGAAACCUUCGGCAAAAGAUUUAGCUCGGAAGACAGGGCCGGAGACCAAGUCUAUAGAUUCUUCAACUCCCGUUCACUUUGCUCGACCGAAUUACUGGAGAGCCGCAGCUAAAACAACUUCAACUCUUUCAGCCAAAGAACUAGCACAGCAAACAACAGCAGAGACUCGAUCUAGUGAUUCUUCAACUUUAGUUCGCAGUAGCCAACCAAAUGUCCCUGCUGCUAAAACUCCUUCAGCCAAGGAACUAGCACAGAAGACAGUUGUUGAGAGACGGUCUGGCAGGACACGUGAGUUAGCCCAGAGAGCAGAAGGGGAUAAGCAACCUCGUGCAACCAUGACAUCGUCUUUGACUGGAGACACAGAUUCUAUGAGUAGUUCCGAGGCUAUUAGUCGCCUCUACAAACUGUCGGCAAGAGAACUGGCACAGCGGACGGAGCCCGAGAGGAGGACACUGAAGGCGGUGCGUCGGAACAAGGGGAAAUCCCCUGCCCCGCCCACUCCACAGCUCCACCAGUUCCAGCCGUUUGUAGUGGAGAGUCCUACAAAAUCACCAAGUAAGCAGCCAGCGUACCAGCGGUUCCACAAUCUAGCCCGUUCAGCUGGUGAAACCCCCGACCUACCACUUCCUUACAAGUAUCAGGUUUUGCUGGAGAGGUUCAGAUGUACAGACACUGUGGCCACGAUGCUGCAGAAGAGGAGAGAGAUCUGCACAUUUGGCAAGCUCAAACGGGCAGUGGAAGAAAUGACCAGAAGAAAGUAUGAGAACAGGAACCUGGCACAGAUGGAGACCGUCUACCCUCGGGCCUACAUAUUCCGUCAGGAGAAGAACAUCCCCGGAGUCUAUGACAAGAGGACCUACGAGUCGUACCAGCUGACCGUAGAGUGUAAUGCCAGGGAGGACGGGAGGGAGGAGAAGGAGGGAGAGGAGGAGAAGGAGAAGACGAACGCAGUGCUGGACAGCUCGGCUCUGCUCCGCAGAAAAAAGUUGUUCAACAUGAACCUACGUGACAUCACCAGGAGAUAUCACAAGCAAUUUCUGACCUCUCUGAACCCUCCACUGGAGAUCCCUGACGAGAAGGUGCUGCGCUGGCACCCUGCGUUCCAACUGGACGGUGUACCCAAUAUUGAAGAGGCCCAGCUCCCUAAGCCUCCUCUGACGGAGAGCUACACCACGGCUCAAGACGUCCUGAAUGCUGCACAGGGGAGGCUGGGGCCUCACGUCCAGCGAGUCCUUGAAGGCGUGGCUAGUUCCUCUGAGAGGAAAGGGGCGGAGCCUGUGAGGGAGGUGGGCGGAGUUUCGGCCCCUCUUGACCCAGCCCUCAGAGGAAUCUCACAGAAGCUGCUGCAGAAGAUACAGCAGAAGGAGGCGUCUCGAGUGAAGUCUGACAUCACCAGAGACCCCGUGCAGGAGAAGAGGCUGGAGAUGGUCACACGGAUGCCUCAGCUGGCCAGGAUCCUCCGAUCACUGUUUGUAGCUGAGAAGAAAGCGGCCAUUCCGUGGGACACUGUGGUACAGAAACUGAGAGACAGUCACACCUCCUGUCUUCCUCCAGACGGAGUGGAGGAGCACCUGGAGUUCAUGAGGGAGAGUCUUGGUGGGUGGCUCAGUGUGGUGGAGGUUCGCAAGAGACGCUUCGUAAAGAUCAACAAGAACACCGACUCCCAAGUCCUCACUGCUCGAAUGCAGGACACCCGCAAGAAACUGCUAGCAUAGUAUGCUACUACAUCAGGACAAACUGUGCACGGUGGGACCAAGAUGUGUCUAACGGAUUUCUCAGAAACUCUUAUGCUACAUAUAUUAUAUUUCUUUUGCUGUUUUACUUUUCAGACAGGAC